UAUAGCAAUAUCAGGCAUCUAGAUGUGGAUUAACUUGUGUCAUAUAAGACAUACACUUACGAUGAAAAAUAGUGUUUCAAGUGAAGAAAGUAAAGGAAAUAUAAAACCUGUGUACGAAACCGAUUAGGACAAAUAAAUUUUACAGAACUUUCAUACUGAAAAAUAAUUUUGGUGACCUAUAUAAAUCCCAGAAUUUUCGUUUUCAAAUCACUGGAAACAAUAAUAAUUUGUGGUAAUUUUUAACAAUGGAUUAGCACGUCGUUAUUGUUUAUAUGUACAGAAAAAGCUGUUCACUUUGUCUUAUGCUGACGUUCAAUGCUUAACACUCUUGAUCACAUACAAUAUCGUCAUAGUAUUAGUGUAUCAAUGCCUGGAGAUAUGAGCUGUACAAUGGAAUAAUACAAGUUUUAUUUCAAAUAUUUUGUGACUAUGUGGAUAUUGUCUUAAUGGAAUGUUUAACUAUGGAGCUUAAAUGAAGUAAGUGUAUGUUCAUCAUGAACGAUUCGUUGAUUUUUGCAAACAAGACAUCAAGAAUUCUCGACGAUCCAGAAUUGCUACAAAUUGCAAAUGACAUCGCUGUGAGGAAACACUUAAUUCCAAGUCUUAUUUUAACAGUUUUAAUGAUCAUUAUCGGCAUUCCUGGAAAUAUCCUUAUCAUCGCAGUUUACAUGAAGAGAUGGCGAAAAUCUACAAGCAGAAUAUUCAUCCUUGCUUUGGCCUUCAACGAUUUAUUUAAUUGCUUAUUCACAAUGCCUGUUGAGUUGUACUAUAUCAUAAACAUUCUUCAAACUGACGAUUCAAAUCUUUGCAAAACUUCUCGUUUCCUUACUUUCUGGACGAAUGAUGGGUCUUCUUUGAUAUUAAUGGGCAUUGCCUUUGAUAGGUUACAGCGAAUUUGUAAACCUUUUAAGAUUCAACUUUCUAGAUCUACAGCAAAAAAGAUCGUCGCCGUUUCAAUGCUGGCAUCCUUGGCGGUAGCCUGGCCAUCUCUCUUGAUAUAUGGAACAGCAAAUGUACCAAUUACAGUUGGUGAAUAUAAAAUGUAUGCCAAAAUGUGUUUGUAUUCCGAUAACAUUCGUAUAGACCCAACCGUUUUUGUGUUUUUUAUAAUGGCGGGGAACUCAGUGCUUGACGUGUUUUUUCUUGUUGUUUACGGAAUAAUCUUGUAUCAUGUCAAAAAUGCUGGAAAAGAGCUCAGGAAGAUGUCUCGAGCGAAUCUUUACCCAGACGGUGUAUCUCGUAAAAUGUCAAUGACAGUCGCCACUAACCAGAAUGGGUCUCAUGAUGUGACAUUGGUAGAGGAAACCUCAAAUAAAGAAAUUAAAAAGUCAUCCAAAGGAGAAAUUAAAGCCCCCACUAAGAGACGGUCUUCUCCCGAAGAACCAUUGACCGCUGCCACAAAACGGAAACUUUUCACCGAGGGUCGACAAAGUCACCUCAGCUGCACGUGUUAUGGCGAAAGUCGCAGAACUAUUUUCUCGUCCCAAGAGAAUUACCGUAAAAGAAAAACAACAAUUAUGUUAUUUGCAGUUACACUUUUAUUCAUCAUAUCUUUUGUACCUUACACGGUACUGAUGACCAUACGGAACUUUGAUUCUGAAUUCUUCAAUCACCUUAGUGAUUCUGAAAAGACAGCUUACCACUUCUUUAUUCGCUCAUUUUUCCUUUCAAAUGCCCUGAAUCCACUUAUUUACGGAUUUGUAAGUGAACACUUCCGAACGGAAUGUAAGAGCGUCCUCAAAAACAUCAUGUGCUGUUGAGAAACGAAUGUCACAGCCCGAUAAUGUACAUAAGAGGGUACUGAGAACUCAAUACGUGUGUGUUUAAGGGCGAGAUUUCAUAUUGAAAUACAUUAUAAUUAGCUGUUAUAAUGAGUUGAAUAAAUUAAUUUAUUUGAUUGAUUAAUUUGAUAUAGCAUAUCAUUUG
Messenger RNA from Saccostrea cuccullata (small rock oyster), 1926 nucleotides. Its product is annotated as cholecystokinin receptor type A-like. Bases 486 to 1760 code for a protein of 424 amino acids. Gene Ontology annotation, biological process: neuropeptide signaling pathway. Gene Ontology annotation, cellular component: plasma membrane. The record is from RefSeq and is a predicted model, not a curated record. Lineage: Eukaryota; Metazoa; Mollusca; Bivalvia; Ostreida; Ostreidae. The transcript has a single exon. Gene Ontology annotation, molecular function: neuropeptide receptor activity.